AUGUUUCAUUGCCCAUUGAGGAUAAAAGAAAAUUUAUUGUACAAAAAUACAGAUCCGUUACAUAACAAAUAUAAUAGUAGUAAAUCCCACACGUACAUAGACGUUGGUACUUACAUCGGACUUGAUUACGUAGUUGGUACGCUGACUGGAUAUUUAUCUACUGAUGUAGUGAAUAUUGCUGGCGUUAGUAUUCAAAAUCAAACAUUCACAGAAGCGAUAACAUCGGAUCCGAUUUUUACCUUUCUGGCAUACGAUGGAAUCUUAGGAAUGGGUUAUCCCGAGAUAUCUACAAAAGGUGUGCCUCCCGUUUUCACCAGCAUGAUUGAACAAGGGCUAGUGUUGGCACCUAUUUUUAGUUUUUAUCUAAAUCGGCAUGUAUAUCUCUUUAUACAUUAUUAUGAUAGUGAACUGAUAUUGGGUGGUUCCGAUCCUAUUUAUUGCAACACCGAAUUCACUUACGUUAAUGUAACCCACAAAGGAUACUGGAAAUUUGCCAUGGAUAAGAUUAAAAUGGAACACGUGGUUUUAUGUGCGGAUGGCUGUGAAGCUAUCGCCCACACUGGUUUUCCGGGAUUAUCUGGACCAGCAGCAGAUAUCGAAUUUAUUAACAACCAAAUAGAUGUAUUAAAACGAAUUGGAAUUCCUCAUUAUGGCGGAGAAAUACUUGUGGACUGCAAUCAUAUUUCUGAGCUGCCCAAUGUUACUUUCUUUCUGAGUGGUAAACCAUUCAUACUCACUGCACAAGAUUACAUCAAUACCAGAAUGGUAAAUAUAAUUGAAUCGAAUAAAACUAUGGCAUGUACAAGCAGUUUCGUAGAUUCCACGGAAUAUUUGGAUGUUGAGAAUACUUGGAUUUUAGGUACUCCAUUUCUUAAUCAGUUUUAUACUGAGUUUGACAUGGAGAACAACCGAGUGGGAUUUGCGCAUGCAAAAUAUUUGAAUUACACAUACUCCCAAUCAUAA
Trachymyrmex septentrionalis is the source of this 963-nucleotide messenger RNA. Its product is annotated as lysosomal aspartic protease-like. Bases 1 to 963 code for a protein of 320 amino acids. The transcript has 7 exons. Gene Ontology annotation, molecular function: aspartic-type endopeptidase activity. The record is from RefSeq and is a predicted model, not a curated record. NCBI's taxonomy places the organism in Eukaryota, Metazoa, Arthropoda, Insecta, Hymenoptera, Formicidae. Gene Ontology annotation, biological process: proteolysis.